Molecule: messenger RNA, 2394 nt
Organism: Pelmatolapia mariae (spotted tilapia)
Lineage: Eukaryota; Metazoa; Chordata; Actinopteri; Cichliformes; Cichlidae
Product: G-protein coupled receptor-associated protein LMBRD2B-like
Exons: 4
Coding region: 1154-1588 (144 amino acids)
Molecular function (GO): nucleic acid binding
Source: RefSeq, a predicted model, not a curated record
AGUAAUAUUAAAUAUAUUCUAACAACAGCUUAUCAAGCUUAAACGUGCUGCUGUUGUUCAGCCGCUGGUUUUACUCUUUCUGGCGCAAAGUGGGCCAAAAACAAAGAAGAGAGACGGACUCGUGACAGAAAAGCCGAUCACCUGAUCAUUAAGCAGUUUCACAAUUGAAGUAGCAGCAGGAGAGCGACAGGCAGUCGCUCCAUAUAUCGGUUGUUAAGCUUAACAUGGGAACGCUUUACAAACAUUCAGAGAUGAACUUACACACUUGCUUUACUUCUCUCCGAGAUAACUUCGGCGGAGAUGAAAUGGUCUGGGUCUAGGUUUAAAAGCUUGUCUAUACGAAUGUCUGGGAUGAUGGUAUUGAAGGCCGAGCUGAAUUCAAUAAAGAGCAUCCUUACUGAUUUCCCAGGAUACUCCAGGUGAUGCAGAGGAGAGUGAAGGGCGGUGCAAAUUGCAUCCUCUGUGGACUUUUUUGCCUUGUAGGGUGGGAGGCAGUCCUUUAUGUGCCUUAGGAGCAGCUUCUCGAAGCACUGUGCAAUCACUGGAGUCAGUGCGAUGGGUCUGUAGUCGCUGAGGCUACUGAUGGUGGUUAUUUAUGGUCUGCUCUUGCUCUGCUGUACAUGUCCUGGUCCCCAGAUUUGUGUGUUGAGUUGCAUGCCUUUAACAAUGCCUGAACCUUUCUCGUCAUCCAGGGUUUACGUUUGGGGUAGAGCCGGACAGGCUUUUCCGUGGAGACAGUGUCCAUGCAGUGCUUGAUGUAACCUGCGGUUGUGUGAGUCUCUAGUUCAUCAUGUUAAAAGACACUCCACUCUGUGAGGGUACUUGAAAGGGUUCUGAAAGCGUGAGGAAACACAUUCCUGUAAACCAAGAGAAGACACAAGUACACGUGUUUCUUUCGGGAAUGUUCCUCCUCAUAUACAGGGCGAACAUUUGUACUGUUUUAAAAGACCUUAAAGUCUCCUCUUAUUUUUCUUAAAGCACACAAACUACAGAGUUGUGCAGUGAGUCAACGUGUUAUUAAACAACAUAUCAUGUGACCCAGAUGUUGACCCGGAGAUAAUGGAGGAGUCAACUUGAUGGAGGUUUUGUGACUUUGUGGUGUUUUCCUCCUGCAGGCUGUCCUGUCGUCUCACUCCUCCCCUGUUUGAUCCACAUGGACUCGGCCAUCUCCCACCACAACAAGCUGCAGACUGCUCACACCUCUCAGGACAACGACCCCAAACACACAGCCAAAGUCAUUAGGAACUAUCUUCAGUGUAAAGAAGAACAAGAAGUACUGGAAGUGAUGGUACGGCCCCCACAGAGCUCUGAUCUUAACAUCAUCGAAUGUGUCUGGGAUUACAUGAAGAGACAGAAGGGGUUGAGGAAGCCUGUAUCCACAGAAAAUCUGUGUUUAAGGACCCGCUGCCUUGAUCUUCUGGGCUUCCAGCAGUUUAUGGAAGACAGUGAAAUGACCUCUGACCUGAUGGACGAGGGAAAGGAGCUGAACCGCCAGGAAAGUCAUCUGCUGGGAGAAGAAACAACAGUGAAACGGGAAGUACAAAGAAGCUGCUCAUCACUGGAUAUUCUGCUUAAGAUUGAAGAUUGAACAUCUGCCUCCCAGCAGGUCAGUAAAACCGAGACAGCUCUUCAGAAUCGGCGACAACAUCUCCAGCACCAUCAGACUGAGAACAGGAGCUCCUCGAGGCUGUGUUCUCACCCCGCUGUUGUUCGCUGUCCUGACACUGCACUGCUCUACACAGCUCCAACCACAUCAUCAGGUUCGCUCAUCAGCAACGACGACGAGUCGGCGUACAGAGAUGAGUUUGAGCAGCUGGCGUUCUGGUGCAGCGAGACCACCAACACCACCUCCAUCACCAAAAUAGCCUAGCAGCGCCUCCACUUCCUGAGACGCCUGAAGCGGGCCAGCCUUCCUCUUCCCAUCCUCACCGUGUUCUACAGGAGCACCAUAGAGAGUGUUCUGACCAGCUGCAUCUCCGUGUGGUUCGGCAAUCUCAUCCAGCUACAACGGAUUGUUAAAGCAGCUGCCAAGAUCACUGGAACAUCUCUCUCCCUCACACGCACUCUUUUCUCUCCUCCCGUCUGGCUGACGCUAUCGCAGCAUUGGGGCCCAAUCCUCCAGGCUGCGAAGUAGCUUUUUCCCACAAGCCAUCAGACUCUUGAACUCACUACCGGCUCUCCCACUCCCCCCCAACACCCACACCCACACAAACCGUUACCUAACUCUAUUGCACUCCACAUACCACUGCCUUUGUAAUGCAGAUGCUGCUCUAUGGACAAUCCUUACACUCAAGAACUCUGCUCAUGUUUACAAGCUGCUACGCUGGUCACUUUAAAUCACUUCAAGGUCACUUUAAAUCAUUCAAAUUGUAAAUUGUUAUUAAUACAUUUACC